Messenger RNA from Anopheles cruzii, 1583 nucleotides. RefSeq lists its product as uncharacterized. The transcript is spliced from 6 exons. The record is from RefSeq and is a predicted model, not a curated record. The annotation marks the transcript as partial. Gene Ontology annotation, cellular component: plasma membrane. Gene Ontology annotation, molecular function: olfactory receptor activity; odorant binding. NCBI's taxonomy places the organism in Eukaryota, Metazoa, Arthropoda, Insecta, Diptera, Culicidae. Gene Ontology annotation, biological process: detection of chemical stimulus involved in sensory perception of smell; sensory perception of smell.
UGCUUAGAGAAUCGCCACCAAUCGCCAAGCAUCUGAAGAUGCAGGACGCUCGGAUCAACAAGGUGAUGAAAGUGUGCCUUUUGUCGAUACUUUUGCCGGCCAAUUUCUACAGCUACUCGCCCAUCCUGUCCACUCUGUGGAAGUAUUACAGUGCACCAGCCAAUGCGACCGAUGUUCAGUUUACCCUCCACAUGGAGGAAAACUUUUACGGUCUCAACAUUCGGACGUCACUCAGUCAAUACCUGCUAUUCGGCGCGAUCAUGGUGCCGACUUCGUUUCUGUGUGCAUUCGUCGGUACCGCCAAGUUUGUAUCGAUCUUGGCCAUCAUCAAGUACUGCACCGUCUACUUUCAGCUGGUGGCGCUAAAGAUCCAGGACACCGCUCGUGAGCGAUCUUUCCGCUCCGAGCUGAAGACGAUCGCCCAAAUGCAUCAGGGUGCCCUCAACUGUGCCGAACUGCUUCGAACGCUCACCGCUCCUGUGAUGCUGAUUCAGAUUAUCCUGUGUGUUCUGGUCUGGAGCUCUAUGUUGCUCUACUUCACCGUAUCCGGCUUCGGCACCCAAUUCAUCAAUCUAUUCGUUUUGUUCCUGUUCGAUACGACUGAAACCUUCGGCUACUGCUACCUGAGCAACCAGCUUUCGGAUGCGGCAGCCAAGGUAGCUGGUGUUGUGUACGAAAGUGGCUGGGAAGCGGAAUGUGCCUCGGUGCAAAAAGACCUCCAACUGAUAAUAGUGCGAACCCAAAAGCCAAUCGGCAUUACAGCGGGUAAAUUUUGUAACCUGAACAUGGAACUGUUUGGAGAAGUGGUUAAAAACACCUACUCCUUUUACAUUCUGCUAAAAGACCAAUUCAUGGAGAUUCUGAUGGCCCUGCAGCAACUGCCUUGGUACGAGCAAUCAGCCAAGAUCCAGAAACAGAUACUGCUCAUGGUAAGGUGCUCUCAGGUGCCUACCGAGAUAAAAGCCGGCAAGCUCAUUCACGUCAACAUAGCUCUGUUCAGUGCGAUGAUACAAAAAUCCUAUUCAUUGUACUUGGUAAUUAAGGAUCUACUCCAAGACAUGACACUUGAAGUAAUGAAGUUUCUCCAAAUCGACGAUCCUCGCGAUACGCUGCCCAUUAGUUGCAGACUGCUUGACUUGUUCGGUCUUGGUCGCGAUGAGCGUUUCAAGUGGCUGUUCUGGUUCCAGUGCGUUCUGUACCUGCUGUUCAACAUCGUAACGAGGUUUAUCAUGGAAAUUGAAGAUACGGUCACCCUCAUACGGCUCGGUGCCGAAACAUUGUUCGUUACAUCGUUGUUCGCACAAAUGUUGGCGCUCUACGUGAGACGUGUCAACCUCUACGACUUAAUCGACAUGCUGCGGGAGUGCACUAGCGAACCAUGUUCGGAAGAGAUCUCAACGUUCUUUAUCCGCACGAAUGGGGCAUUAAACAAAUUCUCCAUAGCUUAUUGCAGAUACUUUAUCGUGGUGUUCCUCCUCUAUCUAGUGAUGCCUCCGAUAUCGACGUGCGUGGUCUACUUGCGAAACCGAAGCAAACAAAACGAAACACCCGAGGAGUACAUCAUACCGACAGAGAUGAAGUAA